UUCUUGUAAUUAUUAUUAAAUAAAAUGCUUAUAAUUAAUUAAUUAAAUGUGUAUCUAUUAAAUGAAUGAUCUAGUAAAUACAUUGAGUUUAAUAAUUUUGUCAUGUAAUUUACAAAAAUAUUCUUUUGAUUAUAUAGUACCUUCAAGGACUUAGUAAUUAAAAAUGGGUAAUGCGGGAAGUGGUGGAACAGCUCGUGAACGACAUAAAUCAGAUGGAACGGCUCCAUCAUCACCAAAAGUAGAUGGUCAAGCAUUUGUAUUCGAUAAGAAAAAUGAAAAUAAAAUAGUAUAUCAAGGUUCAACAGAAGAGGAAGAACCGUAUUACACGAAAAACCAUGGAAGUCAAGAAAUAGCAUUUGAAGCCCCACGACCACGAUCGAAUACAGUUUCAGAAGGUACAAAAGUCAAUGAAAAUGAUAAAGCUUUGCCAACAGUGUUUCGUUGGGAAGGCGGUGGCAAACAAGUGUAUAUUAGUGGUACAUUUUCCGAAUGGAAAACUUUACCAAUGGUAAAAAGCCACCGUGAUUUUGUUACAAUAAUAGAUCUUCCAGAAGGUGAACAUCAGUAUAAAUUUUUUGUGGAUGGUGAAUGGAGACACGAUCCUAGUUUAAAAAUUGUUGAUAAUGGUAUGGGAUCGAAGAAUAAUUUAGUUAGUGUUAAAAAGUCAGAUUUUGAAGUGUUCCAAGCUUUAGCCAAAGAUAGUGAAACUCAAGGGAGUGAUAUACAAAAGGAAUAUACACAAGAGAUUCCAACAAAUAAACCGUGGGAAAAAGUAUCUGGGCCACCAAUAUUACCUCCACAUUUGUUGCAAGUUAUCUUAAAUAAGGAUACACCACUAUCAUGCGAACCAACAUUACUUCCAGAGCCGAAUCACGUUAUGUUAAAUCAUUUGUAUGCCUUGUCAAUAAAAGAUGGUGUUAUGGUUUUAAGUGCUACACAUCGGUAUCGCAAAAAAUAUGUUACUACACUACUUUAUAAACCGAUCUAGAAAUAUUAAUUCUAUAAGAAAUUAUGCUUCAAUUUCCUCUACAAUUUUUCUCUUCUAAUAAUAUCAUUAAUUUGAUUUUUUUCUGUACAGAUUAAACCUGCGAA
This is a messenger RNA of Chrysoperla carnea, 1092 nucleotides long. RefSeq names its product 5'-AMP-activated protein kinase subunit beta-1 (gene alc). Gene Ontology annotation, cellular component: nucleus; nucleotide-activated protein kinase complex; cytoplasm. Lineage: Eukaryota; Metazoa; Arthropoda; Insecta; Neuroptera; Chrysopidae. Gene Ontology annotation, molecular function: protein kinase binding. The transcript is spliced from 3 exons. The record is from RefSeq and is a predicted model, not a curated record. Gene Ontology annotation, biological process: signal transduction. Bases 164 to 988 code for a protein of 274 amino acids.